AUGUCCUCCCUGCACGACAGCGACACGCCCGCCGGCGUCAUGGGACAGCUUCCGGAAGAUGUGAUGAAGAGGGAGACCGGCUCACCCGAUCUCAGGAAACCCGCUUCGCCGGGUGGCAGUGGCUACACGGUCAACACCUCGUCGACCGCUCACCACCUUCCUGCUCACGAAUUCGUCUCGUCCGCCAAGCACGCCACCGACGCCGUCAAGGAGCAGACGCCGCAGGGCAAGGCGGGAAAGACGGGAGACGAGAAGUGA
Molecule: messenger RNA, 258 nt
Organism: Rhodotorula toruloides NP11
Lineage: Eukaryota; Fungi; Basidiomycota; Microbotryomycetes; Sporidiobolales; Sporidiobolaceae
Exons: 4
Coding region: 1-258 (85 amino acids)
Source: RefSeq, a predicted model, not a curated record